This is a messenger RNA of Naegleria gruberi, 1293 nucleotides long. RefSeq lists its product as uncharacterized. Gene Ontology annotation, biological process: mitochondrial protein processing; mitochondrial proton-transporting ATP synthase complex assembly. Gene Ontology annotation, molecular function: metalloendopeptidase activity. The transcript is spliced from 3 exons. The record is from RefSeq and is a predicted model, not a curated record. NCBI's taxonomy places the organism in Eukaryota, Heterolobosea, Eutetramitea, Acrasida, Naegleriidae. Gene Ontology annotation, cellular component: extrinsic component of mitochondrial inner membrane. The coding region runs from base 1 to 1293 and encodes 430 amino acids.
AUGCAACAAGAGCAAAACAAUUUAUCACACAAAAAUCAAGUUUCGGAAACUUUUAAUAAUUCAUUGGUUGAUGAGGAUGGUAGUGUUGUGGAUUUAUCGUUUUUGGAUAGGCCUUUGAAGUCAAAAAUGAUUUUUAGUAGAGCCAAUGACACAUUUUCCUAUUAUAAAACAAUUGAACAAUGCAGAGGAGACGGAAUUAAAGCAUUAAUGGAUCCAAAAGUUAAAAACUUGUUACAAAUUUUGACAACACCAAAUUCAAGAGUAAAACUCAAUGGAGGGUUGGACUUUAAAAUAUGUACCAAGGAUCAACUCUUUCCACAAGAAUUCAAAAAAUUUCAAAUUGGAGGAUAUUAUUCACCAACCAGUCAGCAUAUUGUCAUUUGUUGUGACAGAAUGGCAAAUCCUGCUGCAUUAAAGGAGACAAUAGCUCAUGAAAUGGUUCAUGUAUAUGAUUUGGCUAGAUUUGGAGAUUUAGAAGACUGUAACAUUAGAGCAUGUUCUGAAAUAAGAGCUUACAACAUGACUGGCACUUGUGAUGACGCAAAAAAUCAACAGAAAUAUGAUUACUCAAGAGAGGAAUGUGCCAAAUAUCAUGCACUACUUUCUACUAUUCCAAUGUGUGGCCAAAUUCAAGGUAGAGUCUCACUAGAGCAAGUUUUUUAUUCGUGCUUUCAUGACCAUACACCUUUUGAUAUGAAUACACCUGCAUCCAAUCCAAUUCGAUCCACCACAGUAAGAAGACCUCCUAAUAGCUUUGGUUCAAAUAAUAAUCAAACAGCUCAAGUGGAUGUAGUGAUUCCGGAGGAAAAGACAAGCACAAAGAGAGAGCUCUCAAGGAGAAGUUCUAGAAAACAAGUUAAUUAUAAUGAACAAAACUCAGAUGAUGAAGAAGAUGUAGAAAAACCAAAAAGAGGAUCUAAAAGGAAAAAGAAAAAGAUUGCUAAACAGGAAAAUUCAGACUCGGAAUCAAUGUAUGUUGAUGAUGAUGAAGGAGGAGUACCUACUUGUGUCAGAGUUUCACAAUUACCUAAAAUUUUGGAAACUUUAAUGGCUAGCAUUCCUCCAAAUGUCACACUUGAUAGUUAUGGUAUCCAAACCAUGUUAUUGAAUUGUGCUAUGGAUACAGAGAAUUUUACUAGUGAGGAACUAUUGACAAAAUUCUGUCAAAAAGUCAUUAACAAACAUACUGAGUUUAGGAUCAAAGGACUAAAGUCUUGGCAGAGUGAUGACUUGCCAAACAUUGAAAAAACUGAAGUUAAAUCUGAAAAAGAGGAAGAAAAUGAUGACGAAUGA